Molecule: messenger RNA, 1327 nt
Organism: Leptinotarsa decemlineata (Colorado potato beetle)
Lineage: Eukaryota; Metazoa; Arthropoda; Insecta; Coleoptera; Chrysomelidae
Product: pikachurin
Molecular function (GO): calcium ion binding
Source: RefSeq, a predicted model, not a curated record
CAAACUCUAAUGCCUCUCUCAAUCCCACUCACAUUACUACCCGCCCCAAACUAAAUCCCGAUAACUUGAACCUCAGACUCUUAGGAGAAAACCUCAUACUCCAGGAUUCGGUGUCCUACUUGGGGGUCACUUUUACGAAGACCCUCAACUGGGAGGUCGACCUGAGAGAAACUCUGGAUGGAGUCCGGAAGAGAGCAAACCUGCUAAAAGCACUGAGAGGCAAGCUCGGGUGUUGCGACAGCCGAUGUGGCGUAAAGAGCCCCUGUGAGCAACUUUGCUAUGAACUCCACGAUGGAAUGUAUGAAUGCGAUUGUAAAGAAGGCUUCAUUCUCCGGGAGGAUGGGUAUAGUUGCUAUGAAAUUAACUCUACAGCCUCACCACCGUCCAUAGAAGACUCACAACUCACUGGAGUGGAAGACAUCAUCUACCAAAAAGACGCCGUUAUCGACGCCAUGGAGUUAUCCAUUUCCAACGCCACCACAGAUUCUAACGAAAUUCCCCAAUACAUCCCAAAUUCAACAACCACGUCACCGAACAGACUGAAUUAUACCACCCAAGCUCCAAGGCUCGACCAAAAGCUGACCUACAAUGGUUCUCAGUCUAGGGUGACUAAACCGAUAGCUACUGUGAAGCCGUGUCCUUUGGAUUGCGGUCCAGGAGGAGGGUGUUCUUUAGAAAACUCUGAAGAGGAUCCUUCCUGUCUGUGUCCGCUCGGACGGAGUGGAGAGAGGUGUGAUGUUGAAAUUAACUCUACAGCCUCACCACCGUCCAUAGAAGACUCACAACUCACUGGAGUGGAAGACAUCAUCUACCAAAAAGACGCCGUUAUCGACGCCAUGGAGUUCUCCAUUUCCAACGCCACCACAGAUUCUAACGAAAUUCCCCAAUACAUCCCAAAUUCAACAACCACGUCACCGAACAGACUGAAUUAUACCACCCAAGCUCCAAGGCUCGACCAAAAGCUGACCUACAAUGGUUCUCAGUCUAGGGUGACUAAACCGAUAGCUACUGUGAAGCCGUGUCCUUUGGAUUGCGGUCCAGGAGGAGGGUGUUCUUUAGAAAACUCUGAAGAGGAUCCUUCCUGUCUGUGUCCGCUCGGACGGAGUGGAGAGAGGUGUGAUGUUGAUAAAGAAAUACAAUCCCCCAGAUUCACUGGCUCCAGUUGGUUGGCAUUUCCUGCCUUGAGGGGGGCCUACAAACACGUCCAACUGAGUCUUGAACUACGUCCCGAGUCCUACGACGGAAUAUUUUUUCUGACAGGAGAAAGGGAUGACAUGGCUGGAGAUUUCAUGGCGCUUGUUCUUCACCAAGGAUUCGUGGAAUUCCG